CUUCAGAGAUUUCCAAAAUUUGAAAUAUCGCGACAUUGAAGAUGGCCGAUCAAUGACGAGAGAAUAAUAUUUGUUUUGAAAAAUAGUUUGAUACUUUUAAAUACAUAAUUUCGAUAUAUAAAGUAAAAAUAAAGGAACAAGAUGACCUCAAGUGCAAGCCGAAGAGAUGAAGUGAAAAAGGAACAUAUUCCUGACAUGAUUACUGACCCGACAACGAGAAAACGAUAUUUGAAAGGUCGAUUUUUAGGAAAGGGUGGUUUUGCAAAAUGUUACGAGCUACAAGACCUCGAUACAAAAGAAAUAUUUGCUGGAAAGAUUGUGUCAAAAACCUUGCUUGUCAAGCAGCACCAGAAAGACAAGAUGACACAAGAGAUUUCCAUACACAGAGAAAUAUCAUACAAGCAUGUGGUGAAGUUUCACAGCUUCUUUGAGGACCCGGAUAAUGUCUACAUUUUACUGGAGCUCUGCAGGAGAAGGUCACUGAUGGAGUUACACAAGAGAAGGAAAGCUGUGACGGAGCCUGAGGCACGAUAUUUUGUGCGGCAAGUUGUUCAGGCAUGCCAGUAUCUUCACGGCCACAACAUAAUACAUAGAGAUCUCAAACUGGGUAACCUCUUCAUCAAUGAUGACAUGGAUAUCAAGGUUGGAGACUUUGGUCUGGCUACAAGGGUUGAUUACAAUGGAGAAAGAAAAAGAACACUUUGUGGAACUCCCAACUAUAUAGCACCAGAAGUUUUAGGGAAAAAAGGACACAGCUUUGAAGUAGAUGUUUGGUCACUAGGAUGUAUCUUAUUCACAUUACUGGUUGGGAAACCUCCAUUUGAAACUUCAAACCUCAAAGAUACUUACACAAGAAUCAAGAAAAAUGAGUAUCAUAUACCAUCAAGAGUAAGUCCCUGUGCUCGAAACCUCAUACAAAAAUUGCUCAAGGCUGACCCAACAGAAAGACCAAAUAUGGAUAAUAUUAUGGAGGAUGAGUUUUUCACCUCAGGAUACCUACCUUCAAGAUUGCCCACCAGUUGUCUCACAAUGGCUCCAAGAUUUGAUACUCUUGCUAAAUCCGAGUCCAUGCACAGAAAACCUCUACUUGAACUGAAUGGAACUGAAAAGACUACAGCCCAGACCAUUGAGUCUAGAGCGAAGGAUCAGAAGAGACCAAUGACACAAGAUGGUCUCCUUGCAGAAAGAGGUGGGGGAGAUGAGGGACAGAAAAGAGGUGAGGGCGAGCCUGUGGAUUUCUACCUCGGUGACCUACUAGCUCAACUAUCAGCUGUUGUGGCUGCCAAACCAUCAGAGCGUAUCAAUAUAUGUGAAGAUGAGGCUGAGGAUCCAGCUUCUAUUCCGAUCUAUUGGGUGAGCAAAUGGGUUGACUAUUCAGACAAGUACGGUCUAGGUUAUCAGCUGUGUGAUAACAGUGUUGGUGUACUGUUCAAUGAUUCUACAAGGCUGAUAUUGCUAGCAAAUGGAGACAAUGUUCAGUAUAUAGAAAGAGAUAGUACAGAACACUUCCACACCCUCAAAGUCUUUCCAGAAUCCCUUACAAAGAAGGUCACACUGUUGAAGUACUUCAGGAACUACAUGAGUGAACAUUUAUUAAAGGCUGGUGCAAAUAUUACUCCCAGGGAAACUGAUGACAUGGUCAGAUUGCCUUUCUUGAGAACAUGGUUCCGGACACGCAGUGCAAUAGUACUUCACCUCAGCAAUGGAACAUUACAGAUAAACUUCUUUCAGGAUCAUACUAAGAUCAUUCUGUGCCCACUGAUGCAAGCAGUGACAUAUAUUGACGAGAAACGUGAAUCACGUGUAUUUAAGUACUCAUUGAUAGAGAAAUUUGGAUGUAGUAAAGAACUUUCAAGUCGAAUAAGAUAUGCUAAAACAAUGGUAGAGCGCCUGAUUACCUCAAAAUCAGGAUCAGGACGUGUAAGAUCUAGCGCACCUUCUCAAUGAUGAAAGACUAGUGUGAAGAGUAAUUGUGUAUAGACAUUUUCAGUAAUUGCGACCAGAGUGCUUUUCAGGGCAGCAUUAAAGUGUUGAAGGACUUACUUGCCGUGUCUAGAAUAAAUGUUGCCUGCGAGAAUAAAUGAUUAGAAAAAUCAUUCAUUGUUAAUAUCAUUGCCAAAAGUGUGAAUAAAGUCAAUCAUUCAUUGAAUUGAUAAUUGUUUGAUGUACAUCAGUCAGAGUUGCAAUUGAGCUGAUCUCCGUUUGAAAGAGAGAAAUGUAUUUGCAUUGGUACAAGUGUGAGUUUGACGUACAGUCCAGUAAUUAGAAUUGUCUUUCAUAUAGAAUAUUCAAGGAAUUUCAUGUAUAAAUGAACAUUAAAUGGAUGAAUUCUGCAAGGAUGGGAUGUAUGGUCCCCCAUAUUGUUGUAGUAGAAAUCAUGUUCCAAAUUGUUUUUCUAUCAAAUGAGUGCGAGUUGUAUAAUAUAAUAAAUCAGGAUUGUAUAUAUGUAAAUUGAAUACUUUUAUUCCUCAUUAUGCAUAAACUUACAAAAUAUCUGUCCCUCCAAUGCUCUUGUUAUCUUUCUGCAUUUUGAUUAGCAUUAUGUUAGUUUUGGAAUUAAGACAAAUAGAUCCAUCUCUGCCUUGAAUUGAUAAUAGUGGUUCUGAAAUAUUGUCAGUAGGGUUGUUUUCCAUGAAUCUCACCAGCUAAACGAACGAUUUCUGAAAAAAAUUACUUGCAGUGAAAAAUUUCUUUGAUCUCUGUUGUUGUAGUGGUGAAUUACAUACAUAUUGGACUGAAAUCUAGUAUUUUUUCCACACUAUUAAGUCUUUCUUGAUGUGACAGCCUUCUUAUAUAACCUUUGUUUAUACUAUGUCUUAUUUAUUGUUUUAUAUGGGACUUGUGACACUAGAAUCUUGUUUAUAGAAUUUGUGUAAAUCAAAUAACUAUGUCAGUAUAUUAGAAAACUAUUUGCAAUAUUGAGAAACACAAUUUUUUUCUCUUUUUGUUGUACAGACGGACUUCUUUAUGGAUACAGCAGGUUUCAACUGUAGCCUGAUUUGUAUGGAUCAGUACGUUUCAAGGGUAUGAUAUAUACCUGGGGAAUUAUACUUUUGGGGGGAAAAGAACUGUUUUCUAAGGGGAAAUCCAAAAUCUAACAUUGGAGCAGCUUACAUUCUUGUUCUCCAUUCUACCUCUAACUUUACUGUGAUAGUUUAAAGUGAACUGAAAUAAGAGGUAGAAUAUGGACUAGUAUAUUUUAAAGAAUGUUUUAACAAACAAACUCGUCAUUUGGAGGGGUAUGAUGUCAGUUCUUUGUAUUUAAAAUUGGAAAUAAGUUGAAAGCUGUAUAUGUAAUAUGCAUUUCCAAAUAUGCAGUAUAUUUACAUAGACAUUACACAGAUUGACUUUUUUCAGAAUUCUCUAUUUUUGAUUUUGAGUAAAUUUGUGAACUCUGAAAAUUACAGAGAAGUGGGUAGUUUAAAUAUUAUUUCUAUCUUUAUGUUGAUUUAUAAACUCAAUAGAGUAGACAAAUGUGAUGGAACAAGAGGUAGUUAUGAAGUUACCAAGACAGUUGGCGAGAUUAUAAUAUGUAAUACAGGUAUAAGCUCGGUCCUUGCCUGACACAAAGUGCAUAUUGUACAGUACAGUGCUAUCUAGCUGUUAGUCCAUGUAUUACUAGUCCUUACAUUUGUUGAUUAAAUGUGCCGAGUUGAAACCUUGUUAUAUCAUUUCAACUGUGUAUUAUAACAUCGUUGAGUUAUUUCAGCUGUGUAUGAUAAUUGCAUCAUUGAACAAGUUCAUAUUUUGUGAUAUUGUCGAUAAAAAUAUGAGUUCUUGUAAUAAAAUUAUAAAAACA
Messenger RNA from Mercenaria mercenaria, 3799 nucleotides. Its product is annotated as serine/threonine-protein kinase PLK1-like. The transcript has 13 exons. Gene Ontology annotation, cellular component: centrosome; cytoplasm; nucleus. NCBI's taxonomy places the organism in Eukaryota, Metazoa, Mollusca, Bivalvia, Venerida, Veneridae. The record is from RefSeq and is a predicted model, not a curated record. Gene Ontology annotation, molecular function: protein binding; protein serine/threonine kinase activity; ATP binding. Bases 142 to 1947 code for a protein of 601 amino acids. Gene Ontology annotation, biological process: mitotic cell cycle; regulation of cytokinesis; protein phosphorylation.